AAAAAAACUCCAUCAUCAUCCUCCUGCGAUGCGAGCAUCGUUCUGGUGGAGCAUCCUCCCAACCCCCCGACACUCAUGACCGCCGAGUAGGGCCGCUGUUAUCCGGACAAACAGAGGGGAUUCAGGGACAGGAUCAUGGCGAAGCACCGUAAAGACAGAGACAGCUGGGGUGAGUGUACGUACUCCUCAUUUUUCAUCCUUUUCUUUGACGCACAGAUGGUUUUUUUCCACAUUCCUGUCGAGGCGAGGGUGUAAGCAGAGCAGCUAAUUACAUGUUUAUUUCAGACUCCAUGAUGAAAGGAUGUUUUCCUCACUAAAACACUGUAUUUACGCCGAUUCUCUCUGAAUCUGCUGCUUUUAGCUCAUUGAAAUGCGUUUUUUCUGUUUGUCACCGCAGAGAAAUGCAGCUGAAGCGAGCGGAUACAUCCAAUAAUAACACAUAUGUGUAUUUAAUCAGCUCAGAGGAGACCCUACAUGCUGAUUAUUGAGGGUUUUAUUGGUGAUAUUAUCAUCAGGCCUGUGAAUAACCUUCUAAUCUGACUGUUUAUGACACUGAGCUUCCUGUGAUGCUGCAUCUGCCAUCAAAUUAUGUAAUCUUGCAUCAGUAACAAGCUCUCAUCACCAUUAUUUUUACACUCAUCCUCGCCGCUUUCACCAUGAUCACCUCCACCUCAGUGAUUAUGCUGAUAACAGGCUUCAUAACAGUCUCUCCGUGGGUCAUGUCACCUUAAACACAGGCCUGUAAGGUGGAGAAAUGGACGAGAUAAUGGAGGAAAAAUGCUCUUUUGUCAUCUGAGACUUCAUCUUAUCUGACCCACUUUGGACAGAUGCUGCCUCUGACGUCUUCGGUCAGGUUAACCAGGCAGGCGUUGGUGUUUGUGCCGGGCUCCGCCGAGUGUGUGUGAGGCCUCUGCAGGAGAUAUGAAGUCACACUGACAGUCGUCUCCAGGCCCGAGAGGAAAAGCACAGAUGAUUCCUCCUUAAAUUAUUCACCGUGGAUUCUUGGCCUCCUGCGUAAAUCUUUUAGCACGCUCCCAAAAUUUGGCCCUUAAUCUCGUCUCGGCGCUUUUGUGAGGUUUAAAAGCAUGCUUCAUUUGCAAUUGUAUCCUUAAUGAGAGCCUCACAUCCACGCAGACUGAAGGGACGGGUGUUUUUGUGGAUUUUUCUGAACCUCAGGAAGGUUUUUGAACUCUGCAGAUAGAGCAGAGCAAACAUUUGAGGAUUAACUGACCCUGAAAUCUGCAUCAGGAGUCAACAUGAGCAAAGUUUAUGUGCAGAAGCAACAAGAGCAGAAAAUGAACCAAAUAAGAACAAAAGUGAGAGAAAAUCAACACCAGAGAACAAAAACAAUCAUAAUCUAUGAUGCAAGCGCUCCAACUUCACCCCAAACAGCUCAUCUGUUGAGGGUUGAGGGAAAGCUGAAGAGUAUUUUGAUUUUUCUGGAUCAUAAAUGUUGGAAAUCAGCUGUGAGGUAAAGGUAAAGUCAGUGCAGCUCUGCAGAGACUGGAAACAGACUGAGUCACUGCCUGGAAAGCUCUGGAAAAAGAGCUCUGAAUGCAUCUGAUCUCAUUGAAACAGAUGGAAAGGCCAGCAUGACGCGGCUCAUUAGGAGUAUUAACAAGCGUUCAGGCGGAGUUAUUGAUCUGGAGCGAACAGGAAGGAGUAAUGGACUCAACUUUCCCGUUUCCUGGUUUAAUGGAGCGCCAAGUUUUCUUAUCAGAGAAGAAGAGCUCUGAAUGUUCUGAUUAAACCGCAGCUCGGCUCUGAUACAGCCGGACCUAAAGUGGAGGAAAGACUCUGAUCUGAUCUGGACAUCUGGACUUUUUAAAAGCCUGACAGAGAGGAGACAUAUCAACUCAGACAGACCUCUAACAGGAUUAAAAAUUGACUAUACAUGCAGAAAAGUGCAGGGUGAUGGUUAAUUAUUGUGAUUUAUUGUUGUUUAUAUUGUUAAUCCAGCCCCAGCGUGCAGAUGUUCAUCAGAUAAAAUCACAUUUCUGUAUUUCUGCACCCACACAUUUACAGUUUAGUCCACUUUGCUGCAGAUUAAAAUAAAUAAUUGUAUUUUUCUUCAUUAUCUAAACGUCCUAAAGUGACUCUCUCUCUCUGUCUCCGUCUCGUCCUUCAGGGUCCCUCAGCGAUAAAAACGUCUACGACUGGAGCUCGGAGGAGGAGGAGCCGGACAAACAGGCCCGGCCCAUACAGGUGCUGCUGGUCAAAGACGACCACACCUUCGAGCUGGACGAGGCGGCGCUGAGCCGGAUCCUGCUGUCGGAGGAGGUCAGAGACCGGGAGGUGGUGGCGGUCUCCGUGGCCGGAGCUUUCCGCAAAGGAAAGUCCUUCCUGAUGGACUUCAUGCUGCGCUACAUGUACAACCAUGUGAGUCUGAUUGUGUUUUCUGUCAGAGUAUCAGAUCGUUAAGUAGGGUUAUUAAAGGAUGAACUUUCACCUCCCUUCGCUCAGGCUUCUGAAAAAUGGCUCGGAGACUCUGACGAACCCUUGACCGGCUUCUCCUGGAGGGGCGGCUCAGAGAGGGAGACCACCGGGAUCCAGAUCUGGAGUGAAGUCUUCCUGGUGGACAAACCGGACGGGAGGAAGGUGAUUAUUCAUCCACUCAGAGAGACUUAAUGAAAUAUCACAGAUGGACUUUAUUAACCUUUAGACUUUAGGUUUUAAUGAUCUUUAAGAAGAGAAGUCCAAGACCGAUCUGAGCCGUUUGACUCAAAAUAGAGAUGUCUGAAAAAAAAAAAAAAGGUUGAGUCAGCUAGAUCCAGAUCAGUCUCAGAGAGUCAUCUACACUGCCUUGAGUACUUUAAAGUUUGUGGUUGUAGAGUGACAAAAUGUGAAAAAGGAGUAUGAAUACUUUGGUAACGCUUAUUACCAGGUAAUUAACUAGUAACAACAUGAAAUUAUCAGGUAGUUACAUGAUAACGACUAAGUCAAUACUCUCUAGUUUCUCCUUUUUUUCUUUUUUCCGUGCAGCUCCAUUUUCAAAAGCUAUUUGGGGUUUUAAUUUUCCAUGAUUGACACUUGAUACAGCCUAUGGGCGUGCGAAGAUUGCGUAGCGAUACGCUGUUUGAGCCGAGCGUCAUCACAGCGACUCACCCGCCGAAUGCGUACAACGCUACUGUGCAAGUGGUGGUUCCAGGAAGUGGAGAAAAUCCUGGAAAUACCAGAGCGAUUCAGCUUCAAAUCUGUAUUAUGAUGGAAGGUUACCGACCUGGUAGCUAGACAGUAUUGACUUAGUAGUUAUCAUGUAAUUACCAUGUUAUUACCUGGUAAUUACCUGUUAAUUACCUGGUAAUAAGUGUACCGUGAAAGAAAGGGUUGCCAAUACUUUUUCAAGGCAGUGUAUAUCAUCAAAGUUCUGUCUGCAACCAGUGUGGUCGCCCCCUGCUGGCUGGUAGAAAGAAAACCGAUUUAAAGCUCCUCUUCUUCUCUUGUUAAGUUUUCCUUUCUCUCUCUCUCUCCACAGGUGGCGGUGUUGCUGAUGGACACUCAGGGCACGUUCGACAGCCAGUCCACUCUGAGGGAUUCAGCCACCGUCUUCGCUCUGAGCACCAUGAUCAGCUCCAUGCAGGUACGAGGACUCGGACCUUGUUAGAAACUGAGCUGAGACGAGAGCGGGUCUCUCUGAAAAUCUAAAAAUACUUUAAAAUUUCAUCUCCGUUCACAGGUUUACAACAUCUCACAGAACGUGCAGGAGGACGACCUGCAGCACCUGCAGGUAAACUCAGGUUAAAAAAACAAAUGCAUCAGAAAUCUGUUGUUUUAUUGAAGUAUCUGAAUCAUGACUCCUCUCAUGGAUCUGAUUUCAGCUGUUCACCGAGUACGGCCGACUGGCGAUGGAGGAGACUUUCCUCAAACCAUUUCAGGUACUUUUUAAAUCAUCUUCUUUAGAGCGCUGAUUUCAUCUAAAGGUAAAAACUGACAUUUACUGAUUAUUCAAACUCAAUCAAGAGGAUAAAAGUGUCUCCGCCUCCUCAUCUUUGAGUCUUUUUCUUCUUAAUGAGUUUCGUGUUUAUCAUCUGUGCUGAGAAACGUCACAACAUGUGACUUUAACUAAGUUAACUAAAUUACCGCCGUGUCUGUUUUCCUCAGUCCAUGAUUUUCCUGGUUCGAGAUUGGAGCUUCCCCUACGAGUUUCCGUACGGACAGGAGGGAGGGAUGAAGUUCCUGGAGAAGAGACUGAAGGUGAAACAAAAAACUCAAAUGAUGAAUUCAUAUUUAUAUUUCUCCCUCAAGUCAAGAUUUUAUAACCGUUCUGAAACUUUUUAAACGUUUUGAUUUUCAGAUUUCAGAGAAUCAACACGAAGAGCUGCAGAACGUCCGGAAACACAUCCACUCCUGCUUCACCAACAUCUCCUGUUUCCUGAUGCCUCACCCCGGACUCAAGGUGGCCACCAACCCGCACUUUGACGGGAGGAUUAAAGGUACAGUCCGUCUAUUUUCACACAGAUAUUCAUCCUCAAAGGUGGCGUCAUUGUUUGAUUGUCUCCUCUCGUCUCCAUCCAGAGAUCGACGGUGAUUUCUUGAACAACCUGAGGGUUUUGGUCCCCUGGCUGCUCAGUCCUCACAACAUCGACGUGAAGGAGAUCAACGGGAGUAAAAUCACCUGCAGAGGUCUGCUGGAGUACUUCAAGGUCAGAGCUCACAGAGAUAACCUUUAAACACUUAGGACUCAGAUUAAUCAUCAUCUCUGUCCAUCGGUCAGUCAGCGGUCGGUCAGCGAUGAUCCUUUGGUCGAUAAUUUCUCUGAAUCCUCAGACUCGUCACUGAAGCUCCUUUGUCUUUGUUCAUUUCAGGCGUACAUCAAAAUCUAUCAGGGGGAGGAGCUGCCGCACCCAAAGUCCAUGCUGCAGGUACGUUUCCACGGUAACUGUUGUCAGUUGAGGAUGAAACCACAACACUAUCACCCAAAAUCCAUGGAUGUGGAGAAUAAGUCUGUGUUUCAUAGCAGCUCAUAUGUUAUGAGGUAUAAAAAUGAUGAUAAUAUUGACAUGUGUUGGUGUGUUUCUGUAAAAAUAACCUUCAGGGUGGAGAGACCGCUCAGAUUAGAUGUGCGGAUCAACAGUAAAUGUUUACCGGACAGUCACAGUCGAUAAAAAUCGAAGGUUUCUAAAAAUUAAUAAUUACAAACAUGAUGCAAAAAACUGGACUUAUGCAUCUAAAGGUUAGACACACCUGGAUUUAGAAAAAUGAGAUCUUGAAUCGACUCGUUUUGUGGUGAAAUCUUUGACCUUUCCUCUCAGGCCACAGCGGAGGCGAAUAAUCUGGCGGCGGUCGCAGCAGCGAAGGAUCUGUACAACAAGAAGAUGGAGGAGGUGAGUAAAAACCUGAACCUACAAACUCUGCUCCUCCCCUCCCCUUUUAUUCUUCUGACCUCCGUCUUCCUGCUCCAGGUCUGCGGGGGGGACCGGCCCUUCCUGGCCCCCAGCGAGCUGCAGGCCCGACACAGCGCCAUCAGAGAGGAGGCCCUGCAGGUGUUCAGGGGCGUGAAGAAGAUGGGAGGCGAGGAGUUCAGCCGGCGUUACCUGCAGCAGCUGGAGGGCGAGAUCGACGAGGUCUUCGUCCAGUACAUCAAGCACAAUGACUCCAAGAACAUUUUCCACGCCGCCCGCACGCCGGCCACGCUCUUCGUGGUCAUCUUUGUCAUGUACGUGGCCGCGGGCAUCACGGGCUUUGUGGGCGUGGACAUCAUUGCCAGCUUGUGUAACAUGAUCCUGGGUCUGGCUCUCAUCACCCUCUGCACCUGGGCCUACAUCCGCUACUCCGGGGAGUACAGGGAGCUGGGCGCCGUCAUCGACCAGGUGGCUGGUGCGCUGUGGGACCAGGUAACGAAGAGAGACGUCAGGACUGACCUGAUUUCUGUUUCUAUAUCAUCUCGAUCAACAUCUGACUCAACACUCACCAAGUUUAUCAUGUAAAUAAUGCUGAAUCAGAGACUUUAUACGCUGCGAAGACAAGUCAGAAAACACUUUAAAAAACAUAACAAACAAAAAAAAUUUAAAAUUAAGAAAAUGUAUCAUUUUUAAGGGAUAUUAGUACAAAAAAAAAACAAAUCCAGCAUGCUCAGGUUGACAUUUUUAUGAACUGGACUGAUUAAUUCUCUGUUGGCCACUAGAGGGCAGCAGUCUCCUUUAAAACAGAGGAAAUGAGGAGUUGAAGAGCAGUUCUUCAUUUCCGAAAGUAUUUUUUUAAUGUUUUUUUCUUCAUGAUUGUGCUAACAUGAUAAAUAUGCGUUUCUUUCUUUCUCACGCCUCUGCAGGGGAGCACGAAUGAGGUGAGUGCAGAUGUUUCAGUAUUUACACUUUUGUUAUCACUUCAGGUCUAAAGGGAUAUUCCAGCGUAAAAUUAAAGAUUGUUCUGUUCUUUAACUUUGGAAACAACCGCAGGAUAGCGAUUCAGAGAGACACAGGCUCAACCAAUACGCCAUAUAGCCACAAAUAAUGCUCAGAACAGCACCUAACUUCAUCAACAGGACAUAUAGAGUCACAGACAUAGUACUAGACACCAAACAUCUUUUUAACUUUGACUCAUUUCUUUAACAAAGAGACUAAACACAACUCACCUACUCUCUUCCAGCAGACGCUUGUUUGUAGAGAGACCUCAGGCCAGUCCAUUACAGACUACAGCGGGGUGCCGCAGCUCAAGGAAGAACAUUUAUGAUCAUUUCUUGAUCAUUUCCUUGAAGUAAUAAUCACCAUAUUAAUUAUUUUUCUCUGCAGACGCGGUAGUUCUUCUGCCUUAGCAUCUUGGUCUGAUUGUAUUUCUAUGAAAUAAUGAUCAUAAAUGUUCUUAAAGAGACUUUGAACUUUGAGAUGCUCGUAAUAGUUCUGCUGCUGGUGCAUGGAUUGCAGGACAGGAUGUUGCUCCUCUUUUCCCUCUCAGAGAUGGUUGGGGUCCAGUGUCUCCUCUGGCUGCUCUUAGAUCUGUUCUUACUGUCAUUAUUUCCUCAGAUCACCAUCUGAGUUAAACACAAUUGUUCUGAGGUUUCGACCAAUCAGAGUGAAGUAUUGAACAGUCAUUGUGAACUAAUGUACCUGGAGCUCCUGGGCUCUCCUGUUCAAGGUUCAAUCUUCUCCCUGUGACCUCCUCUCUGCUCCACAGGCUCUCUACAAGCUGUACAAUGUAGCGGCCAAUCACAGGCACCUGUACCACCACGCCUUCCCCGGGCCUCAGGUGGAGGAGGAGGCGGAGGAGCAGGACAAGAAGAGGGACUGAUUAAAGGAGACAGAUGGGACUUUGUGUUGAUGGACAGGCGAGGAGGAGGAGGAGGAGAAGGAGGAAGAGGAGGAGGAGCAUCCUCUCCCAUCAGGCACUCUCUUCUUUGGUAUUGGCUGGCGCUGCCGCCGCCGGUACCUCCCCUUUCCUUUAACCCUGAUAACAGACAGUAGGAUGUUCACGUGUAGGUCAGAGCGUCUCCUCAGGAGGUGUCUGUUCUCCAGCGAUGGAUGCCAUUCUUCAUUGUGUCUCACUUUUUGUCUGUGAACAUAACUUAAUAAUAAAGACGCCUGUACAGACACUGUAUUCACCUGCCAGAGGAGACCGCGGCCUCCUGGACUUCCAGCUGUUACUUUCAUAUCAGAGGGGUUUGAUUUCGCCGUCAUUCAGCAGCGGGGCCCGGCUGUUCAAAAGGAAUCUGAGGGGGAAAAAAAAAAACUCCUUUUAGAUCAAAUCUCAGAAACAGGUCUUAUAGAAGUGAAAAAAAAAAGAGAUUCUGUUAUCAAAUAUGAUCCAAGCAACAACUAAGAUGCAGAGGUACUCACCAUGAAGUCCAGCCUGAUAAAGAGCGCUGGUCUCUGUAACUCUGUUCUUCAUCUGGAAUGAUUAUAAAGAGGCUGAAUCGUCUGGAUUACUGACAUCAAAGACAGAAUUUAGAGAUUCAAGUGAAAAAUCUCUUUUUAUCUGAAUUCUGACUUAAAUUCUAGAAUCCUCACUUGAAUCUUAGAAUUCAGUUAAAAGUCAGGAUUCCGUUUUUUCCCCUGUACUGGGAUUAAGGUCAGAGUUCUAAGAUUUUCUCGGAAUUCCAACUUUGAUCUCGGAAUUCUAGCUUUGAUCUUGGAAUUCAGAGAAUUCUAGAAUUCUGACUUUGAUCUCGGAAUUCUGACUUUGAUCUCGGAAUUCUGAGAUUAAUCUCGGAAUUCUGAGAAUAAUCUCGGAAUUGCUACUUCGAUUUUAAAAUUCUGAGAAUAUUGAAUUCUAACUUUGAUCUUGGAAUUCUGACUUUGAUCUCAAAAUUCCUACUUUGAUUUCGGAAUUCUGACUUUGAUCUCGAAAUUCUGACUUUGAUUUCGGAAUUCUGACUUUGAUCUUGAAAUUCUGACUUUGAUCUCGGAAUUCCUACUUUGAUCUCAGAAUUCUGACUUUGAUCUCAGAAUUCCUACUUUCAUCUCGGAAUUCUGACUUUGAUCUUGGAAUUCCGACUUUGGUUUUAGAGUUCUGAGAUUAGAGAGUUUUGAACAGCCGGGCCUGUGUGAUUUUCAACAUAUAUCCUAAUCUGAGACCCUUCUUCUGCAUUUGUGAUGAUUGUUCUGUUCUUUAAAAUUUUAGUGCUGUUUAUAGGAAACAAUAUCUACGACCUGCGAUGUUUGAAAGCUAAACCUGUACUGUAUCUAAAAACAUGGAGCUCUUCAAGCAUCAUCAGCAUGGUAAAUGGUUAAUGUGUGUCAUCUUUAAGCUCUUAAAGCAGGUAGACUUUAUAAAAAAAUGAGUUUUAAUGGUUGUGACAAAGUGGUUUUGUGCCAUAGCAUUACUUUCGCACAUAUGCAGACACCUGGUGGCACUUUUUUUAUUCGUUGUGAAACUUUUUUUGUUACUUCAGACUCGAUCAGGGAGUUUUGUUCUUUUUUUGCACUCAAUGGAAGGAGAAAAACAUUCAGAGUGGGUCAAAGUUUACACCGCACAGCUGACAUUAUCUCUCACUUUGAGUCUGCUUACAGUUUUUGUAGCUACAGUGAUGCUCUGUGAGUGUGUGUGUGAGUGUGUGUGAGAGGUUUCAUUGUGUCGUGGAGCCUGUGGGUGAAACCAUUGUUGUGUUUUUUUUUUUUCUCUCACUGAAUGUUCGAGCAAAUCCGAGGAAUGUAGCUGCUCUGUGGCCGACGAGGAAUCAAAGCGAGCUGCGAUCAGGCGGGGCGACGGGCCUGCCGGGUCUGGAAAAGGAUCCUCAUUCCUCACGGCUUCCAUCAUCCUCACACACUUAAGUUGAAUCAUGUGUCAGAAAAAAACAAACUAAGUGUUGCAUGGUGAAAGAGGCCGGGCUCCGACCUCUCUGUGUUUCCAAAGCAGCUUGCAGUCGUCGCUGUGUGAAUCCUUCGGCUUGGUAGACUGUUACUGUACAUUUGUAAAGCUGUGCUGAUUGUUUUUUUUCGCUUCUUGAACGCCCCCGCCCUCUCCCCGAGUCACAGAGCUCACUGUAAAACAUUCUCAUCACUGACAGCACAGGAACACCGUCACGCAUAUUUAGCGAGUUUAUCCUGAGGUCUGACCUCAACGGUUGGAAAUUGAAAGGCGCUGCGGCAGAGCGGCUUCUUGAGUCUUCCACAAAGUAUAAUCAGCAUCAGUGAGGCCUUCACACACACAGAGAGGAGGAGCAGAAGUUCAUUUACGCCGUUUUACUUUAAUCUGCAAAAAAACAAAACAAACAAAAAACAAAACAAAAAACAAACAAACACUCUGGAAAAAUGUCCCUGAAGGUUUUCAGUUUGUCGUCCCUGAAGCAGCUCUCCUUGUCCAUCAACACCAACAUCGACUCAGGAUCACCUGGGAGUCCACACUGCAGAGUUUCCAAACACACUUUCAGUUCAGAGAAAUAACCAAUAAAGUUGGACCAAAUUAAAGAAAAA
Xyrichtys novacula (pearly razorfish) is the source of this 9845-nucleotide messenger RNA. The record is from the annotation of a GenBank genome assembly. NCBI's taxonomy places the organism in Eukaryota, Metazoa, Chordata, Actinopteri, Labriformes, Labridae.